Messenger RNA from Dendroctonus ponderosae (mountain pine beetle), 671 nucleotides. RefSeq names its product 60S ribosomal protein L14 (gene RpL14). The transcript has 4 exons. Gene Ontology annotation, biological process: ribosomal large subunit biogenesis; translation. NCBI's taxonomy places the organism in Eukaryota, Metazoa, Arthropoda, Insecta, Coleoptera, Curculionidae. The record is from RefSeq and is a predicted model, not a curated record. Bases 105 to 611 code for a protein of 168 amino acids. Gene Ontology annotation, molecular function: RNA binding; structural constituent of ribosome. Gene Ontology annotation, cellular component: cytosolic large ribosomal subunit; ribosome.
UGACUAUUCUAACAACCUAAAAAGUCAAACUUCAGGUUGAUCACUUCCGGCGAACUGUCGACGCAAAUUCGACUUGACAUCAUUCUUUGCAACGCGUGUUCAACAUGGCCUUCGAAAGGUUUGUGGAAACCGGUAGAGUGGCCGUAGUCUCCGACGGCCCCAACAAAGGAAAACUCGUCAGCAUUGUGGAUGUUAUUGACCAAACCAGGGUGUUAAUCGAUGGUCCUGAAACCAAUGUUCCCAGAUCACAGAUCAGGUUAAACCAACUACAUUUAACUAAAUUCAGGAUCAAGUAUCCCUUCACAGCGUCGACAAGAGUCGUGAGGAAAGCAUGGAAAGAGGGUGAGGUUGUCGAGAAGUUCUCGAAAACUGUUUGGGCUCAGAAAAUGGCUGCUAAGGAAAAGAGGGCUACCUUAACCGAUUUCGAUCGGUUCAAGCUCAGGAGAGCAAGAAGUCGCAGGAACAAAAUAAGAACCUAUACGUUCUUUGCUCUGAAGAAAGCGGCGUCCCGAAACGGGACGUUAUUUGGCAAAAAGAAGAUGGCCAAGGGUGGUGACAAACCAAACCCCAAAAAGGUAAAAGUGGUGAAGCCUAAAAAAGCUGUAAAAUAAUGGGCUUUUUGAGGUGUUGACUAAUUUUUUGUUUUGUGGUAAUAAAAAAUUAGCCAAAAA